GUCGUUAAGUAUAUGGUUAAUUAUGUAAAAUUACAGCAUGACUUUUAUUUAUUAUUUCUAUGACGUAAACAUCUGCUGUGACGCACCUUCCGGGUUAGGUCAUUUCUUGGCGCAUGAGAAGAGCAGAAGCGCACAGGUUGUAUUGAAACCAUUCAGCCAUGGCUAAUCAACCAAUGGACGUGAUAGCAAAGGUUUUGGAAAAAGUGGAAGAGCAGGUGGAUGCAGAGCUGAGCAAACUGAAUGAGUUGGAGGAGGAGGAUUUCGAGAGGCUUAAAGAAAAGCGGUUAGAGGCUCUCAAAAAAGCUCAAAAACAGAAGCAGGAAUUUUUGUCAAAAGGUCAUGGAGAAUACAGAGAAAUUCCAAGCGAGAAAGACUUUUUCAGUGAGGUUAAAGAAAGCAAAAAAGUUGUCUGCCAUUUCUAUAGAGAUUCUACUUUCAGAUGCAAUAUCCUUGACAAACACCUGUCCAUCUUGGCUAAAAAGCAUGUCGAAACCAAAUUUCUUAAACUAAAUGUGGAGAAGGCGCCAUUUCUCACAGAGAGACUUCGCGUGAAAGUCAUUCCCACAUUGGCUCUGCUGAUAGAUGGAAAAACAAAAGACUACGUUGUUGGCUUUUCUGAUAUGGGUAAUACAGAUGAGUUUUCCACUGAGAUGCUUGAGUGGAGACUUGGCUGUGCUGAUGUCAUCAAUUACAGCGGCAAUUUGAUGGAGCCUCCAACACAAACUAAAAACUCAGCAACCAAAUUUACAAAAGUGGAAAAGAAGACUAUCAGAGGACGAGGAUACGAUUCGGAUACAGACUCUGAAGAUGACUGAAUAUCUACCCCUGGGUUUAGUCUCAGGACUACCUCAUUAAACAUUCACUAUACAUGUAGGCUUUUAUCCUGCAUGUCUCCCUAUAAUUUUCUAUUUUCACACCAAUUUGAUCAUCCAGCUUUUCAUUUCAUUUACAGUUGCACUGUUGUCAAAUUGAAUAAUUCAUCUAAUCGAUCUUCCAAUCAACUGUACAUUUGUUUCACUGUGCCAUUCAGCUUUCUGUGCCCAAUUCCCUUUGUUUAAAAAAUAAAUAAAUAAAUAAAUAAAAUGUU
Boleophthalmus pectinirostris (great blue-spotted mudskipper) is the source of this 1087-nucleotide messenger RNA. It is a transcript of the gene txndc9, whose product is annotated as thioredoxin domain containing 9. Gene Ontology annotation, cellular component: cytoplasm. NCBI's taxonomy places the organism in Eukaryota, Metazoa, Chordata, Actinopteri, Gobiiformes, Gobiidae. The transcript is spliced from 5 exons. Gene Ontology annotation, biological process: microtubule cytoskeleton organization. Bases 159 to 815 code for a protein of 218 amino acids. The record is from RefSeq and is a predicted model, not a curated record.